AUGGGUAAUAACCUUCCAUCUCAAUCAGAGACAAUCACUCUCUUCAAACAAAACAACAUCAAACGCAUUCGUCUCUACGAUCCAAACCAAUCCGCUUUAAACGCUCUUAAAAACUCCGGUAUCGAAGUUCUAAUCGGCGUUCCAAAUUCCGAUCUACGUUCGCUAACUAAUCCUUCUUCAGCUAGAUCAUGGCUUCAAAACAAUGUUCUUAACCAUUACCCUGCCGUGAGUUUCAAGUAUAUAGCCGUUGGUAAUGAAGUUUCUCCGACCAACGGUGGUGAUCUUGUGUUACCUGCGAUGCGUAAUGUUUAUGAUGCACUUAGAGGUGCGAAUCUUCAUGAUAAGAUUAAAGUUUCUACUGCGAUUGAUAUGACUUUGAUCGGAAACUCUUUUCCUCCUUCUUCCGGUGAGUUUCGCGGUGACGUUAGGUGGUAUAUCGAUCCUAUCAUCGGGUUUCUGACGAGUACAAACUCGGCGUUACUCGCAAACAUCUACCCAUACUUCAGCUACAUCGGAAACCCACGAGACAUCUCUCUCUCAUACGCUCUCUUCACUUCUCCUUCCGUUAUCGUCUGGGACGGAUCUCGCGGUUACCAAAACCUCUUCGACGCAUUACUCGACGUCGUUUACUCCGCCGUCGAACGAUCUGGCGGCGGUGGAUCUCUUCCGGUCGUCGUUUCCGAGAGCGGUUGGCCAUCGAACGGCGGAACCGCGGCAAAUCUCGAUAACGCGAGAGCUUAUUACACGAAUCUCGCGACUCGUGUGAGAGAGAACAGAGGAACGCCUAAGAGACCUGGGAAAGGAGUAGAGACGUAUUUGUUCGCUAUGUAUGAUGAGAAUCUGAAGAAUCCUGAGAUUGAGAAGAAUUUCGGUUUGUUUUUUCCUAAUAAACAGGCGAAAUUUCCGAUCAUAUUCUCCGCCGUGAGGGACGGUGCGGGUACGGCGGUUGAGUGA
This is a messenger RNA of Arabis nemorensis, 954 nucleotides long. The record is from the annotation of a GenBank genome assembly. NCBI's taxonomy places the organism in Eukaryota, Viridiplantae, Streptophyta, Magnoliopsida, Brassicales, Brassicaceae.